GAAAAAUUAAAUUUGCAUCUGUUAUAUGGCUGCGUACAACUUGGAGCAGGUUCACAUUGUUUACUAUCUCCACUACUCCAGACCCCAGCCCCAGACCCCAUCCAGUCUCCGUAUGGGUACAUAGUGAUGGUGGAUAGCAGUCAUGGUGGGGGGCCAUUGGCACAUCUUUGAUUAUAGGUCUUUAUUGGCGACUAUGUCGCGGCAUGCGCUCGUGUCUGCGCGCGAUCGGUGCGGUGCCCUGAUUGGCGGCGGUGCGUGCGGUCGGUGUCGGCGUGAUGCCUCGGUUGGCUACGGCGGCGUGCGCGCCGGUCGGUCGGCGCGGCGAUUGGCGGCGGGUGCGGUAUCGGCGGCAGCGGUGCGGUGGUACGCUGUGGCCCUAAGACCUGACGCUAGCGGCGCUGUGAACCGGCGCGGAAGUCGGCACGGUGCCCGGUAUCAGCUGCUCGGCGCAUCAGCUGAUUGCUCGACGCUGUUGUUGUCACCACGCGUGGUGACAAGUCGCGGAGCCGGUUCCUCCUCACUGCGGAGUCCCCGGGUCGGAACGACGGCGACCGCUCAAUGCGCGGCCGAGAGCUCGGGUACAGAUCGUGUCGGUGAGCUACCGCUCGGUACGCAGUCAGGAAGGCACUCACUGCGUGCCGGGAAGGAUCGUAUACGAGGUUAUGGCGCUCAAAGUACGCGUUAGGAAACCUGGCUCACUGCACCAGGAGGUACGGUCUGCUCACUUCGCAGGCCGGGGAAGCUCUGGUUCUCGUCGCGAGUGGAGGGUUUAUAUACCCUCCACUUGGUGGUGAGGGAAACAGAGAAGAGCGGAGGGAGCGAGCGAGUAACAUAAAAAAAGAUAUUGUUACGGUCUUACGCCACUCCAGUCAGCGCGCCUACGAUAUUGCGCUCACCGCAUACACUGCUGCGUA
Molecule: messenger RNA, 914 nt
Organism: Monomorium pharaonis (pharaoh ant)
Lineage: Eukaryota; Metazoa; Arthropoda; Insecta; Hymenoptera; Formicidae
Exons: 2
Coding region: 143-685 (180 amino acids)
Source: RefSeq, a predicted model, not a curated record